Molecule: messenger RNA, 4001 nt
Organism: Stylophora pistillata
Lineage: Eukaryota; Metazoa; Cnidaria; Anthozoa; Scleractinia; Pocilloporidae
Product: metal cation symporter ZIP14
Biological process (GO): zinc ion import across plasma membrane; intracellular monoatomic cation homeostasis
Cellular component (GO): plasma membrane
Molecular function (GO): monoatomic cation:bicarbonate symporter activity; zinc ion transmembrane transporter activity
Source: RefSeq, a predicted model, not a curated record
AACAGAGGAACUGAAAUUCGCAAACACUUCCCUUUUGAGCCAUUUCGAAACGUUCCUAUAGUUGAGUUGGUCAGCCAUCAAUCAGGAUAUAUCAGAAACGUUUAGCCGAAAGGCAAAAGUGUUUGAAGAAAGCUGAGUAAACUUUAAUUCGGAAUUUUGCUGACAGAUAAGGUGUCAAUUAAGGCGAAGCAAGACGCAAGGGCGAGAGAAGACUUUUCAAGGCCAAGCGUAACAACACUGAACUUGACACGUUGCGUAACUUGAGAAGGCGCACUUGGGUUCGGCCCUACACGCUUGUGGCCGGUUAAUAACGAAACCCACGUCAUAACUGAAGAAAUUGAUGAUAGCAGAGUGGAAGGUCGUAAGGGAAAGGGAGAACGAUAUGUGUUACGAAAGACUUCAUAAGUCUCCGAACGCUUUGGGAAUCGUCUGUGUAAAGCAAGCUUAACGAUAACUUUGCAUAAUCAGUUGGAUUGUCGGUGGUCCAUGAACCGUAAACACUGCUCAGUGUGAAAAGUACCUUCGACGUUCAAGGAUUUCCGAUUCUUAUAGAAUCAAAACAAGAACUUAUCUUAAAACACGCUUCUGAAUUUGCUAUUAUGGCCAUUUGCGACCUUCAUUUUAGCAGACUGUUUUAUUUUAUGAUGGCAUUUUCGAUGCUGAGCACGGCAACAAUCGCCGGACAAAUUAUCAACAGAAACGAUAGCUUGUCGUCUUCUUCGAACAAAAAUGACUUCCUGAACCGGACAGUUGUUUUAAACGACGCAAGCGAGCAUUUUUUAGAUCUGAUAUUCCACGAAUACACGGACAACUUGACGGAGAAAAUCUCCAUUGCACGUUUUAAAGACUUAUUGAAUGUUUUAAACCUUGGAGAGGUCGUAUCGACGAAAGAAACAUCGAUGCAGCUUCCUAAAGGAACAUCUCAUGGACAUGGUGGCCAGAAUUCUCAAAGCCACAAUGGAGAAUCUGGUGAAGCUUCAAGGCUGAGGAACAUGCGAAGGCGGCGAAGCGAGCAUCAUUCCAAGGGAGGACGGGGACAAUUGCAGUUGAAUUCAAAGACGACCCAAAUUCUCAUGAGGUCUUCACGAAGAGAACGGCGUCAUAGUAAAGAACGUAGCCAUUCCAAUAAAGGUCACACGGAGUGUUUGACAGGACACGAGCUUCUACACAUCCAUGAUGUGAAUGAUAAAGAAGGAUUGGGCGAAGAAGACUUUGUACGGAUUUGUCCGGCAUUAAUUCAGCAACUCCAAGACAAAGCUUGCAUUAUAGACAACCUGGAAGGCAAUGACAUGGGAGAAGACUCGGCCAAAAUGUUGCAUGUGUGGGGUUAUGGUUUCCUAUCUAUCACUGUCAUCAGUUUGACGUCACUUCUUGCGAUCGCUGUCAUUCCUUUGAUGCGUCAUUCGAUUUACAAGAAGAUCAUGUCCUUCCUGGUGGCGCUUGCCGUGGGAACCUUGUCUGGAGACGCCCUUCUUCAUCUUAUUCCUCAUGCUUUCGUCUCCAGUCACGGUAACGAAGAAGGGCAUAAGAUGAACAUUUACAAGUCAUGUGUCAUCAUGGCAGGAAUCUACGUCUUUUUCACGGUUGAGUGCAUGUUGAAAGCACGCAUGGCGCGAAAGAAACGCUCACAUGGUAACCUGCACGUCUGUGACGACGUGACAACUCCAGAAAAAAUGAAAAAACAAGCUGCGAAAUAUCAGGAAAUGGUUGGUUCAAGGCUCGCUGGAAUUCAACGAAGUAUAAGCUGCGAGGGCGCCCACUUUCCUAAGGCCAGCGGAGAUAUUUCAGGAGGUUGUAAAACAACGUCUUAUGAAAUGGUCCAUUUAGAGUCUGGGAAAGAGGAGCGUGGUAGCACAAGCUCCGAAAGCUCCCAAGAAAAAGUGCCGUUGUGGGAGCCUAGAGGCCAUGGUCAUCAUUGCCAACAGCGCGACAGUGUGCAAGAACGGGGUAGACACAGUUUUAGCGACUCGCACCUUAUAGCUGCAUUGCAAGGCAAGUCUUGCAUCCAUCCCAACAUUUACUCCCAUAACAACUUUUCUGCCAGCGGUACUGACAGCCACGACCCAACCCACCACAACAUCAAUCAAAUUCGCUCUCACCAAAAUGAUCAGUACUCGCACCAGGUCCCCACCGAAUCAAACACGAUUGCCACGGAAACGACGAGUGAUGCUGGAGACGGUGGCUACGGCGCGGAGAAUGGGCACAAUAAUCAUCAUCACCACAGCCAUAACAUUGACAAGAACACCUCCAUUGCUACUGUGGCGUGGAUGGUAAUUGUUGGUGAUGGUUUCCACAACUUUAGUGACGGCCUUGCAGUUGGUGUGGCGUUUUCGGCUUCAUUGACAAACGGUCUCACCACGGCUAUAGCGGUGUUCUGCCACGAGCUUCCGCACGAGCUAGGUGAUUUUGCCGUUUUGCUUAAGUCAGGUCUGACUUUUAGGCAAGCCCUGGCUUACAACUUUGCAUCAGCCAUAAUUUCUUAUAUUGGCCUGAUUUUGGGCAUCAUUAUUGGCGACAUGCAGUCUGCUCACACUUGGGUGCUGGCGCUCACCGCUGGGAUGUUCCUUUAUAUAUCUUUAGUUGACAUGCUCCCUGAACUUAGCAACUACAUAAACGAAGGAGGUGGAUUGCCAGUGGUAUUCUCACAGAAUCUGGGCAUAUUGACGGGAGUAUCGAUAAUGCUGACGAUAGCUUUGUAUGAGAGUUAAAUAAGUCAUGUUAUCUUUUAGAACCACGAGAUAUUUGUAAUUACUAAUACUGCAAAAGCGAACAGGCGCGCAAGGGUUAAUUUAGUUUGAAAUAAAACUCUAUUUAUUUCACCUCAGACAAUUAUGAAAUUAUGGAUUUAAAAUAAUUCGCUUGAAUUGUAAUUUUUAUAAGAUUUUUGUCUUAAAAUGUGGAGCUUGCCUGGAUUAUUGACGAAUUUACAGGUAAAGUAAAACAAGCGGAUUUUGUUUUAAAUGAAAACGAAAAGGAAUGAUAUAGGUAUAUUUUGAAUAGAUCCCAUUUUUUAAUGCAAUCAUUUUGGCAUGGUAGUUUGGGAUGGUAUCUCAAAUAUGAUAUUCAAAUUUUAAUUUUAAAAGGGGCUUAAAUUCUUACCAGAAAGAACCUUGAUAAGAUAUAGUCAAAUUUUUACGAAUUCUUCGGAAUAGUUUCUUGUUGGUUUGGUUUGUUGUUGUUGUUGUUGUUGUUUACACCCCCCAUUUUACGCCUUUAAAUCAUCGAUUUGGUGCAUAUCAACUAAAACAUUUUAAGUUAAAGUUAACCCUUUUUGUUUUCAUUUUGCCUCAAGGAGGAAUUCAUUAACACCCAGCGUUAUUAAAUUUCUGUGUCACAGAAUAUCAUUUUACGAUUCGUGAAAUUGAGUUGUAAUUAUCUCUAAUGCACGAGCUCAUUUGAAAGCAGUACAGGUCGUGAUAUCAAAAUUCUCGUAAAAUGUAGAAGUUUCAUCAUUUGGCGUCCAAACACACAAAGAGUAUUUGAUCAAUUUAAGUGACAUUUUACCAAUAUUUAAAUUAUAUUAGGUAAUUUUACGAAACGACGUCGCAUAUAGCGUAAGGGCGUCACCAUGGUUUUAGGUUAUUUUCAUCGCUUAAUUCCUCAACCCGGUUUCGUAGUCUCCCUUCUCUCCAACCCCUCAGUUUUGAAGGGGGGUCGAGGUAGGGGAGACACAUUGGGAUUGAGGUUUUUUAGUUUUCUUCUUUUUCCAGCUAGUCUAGCAAAGAUCUAAGGAAUCAAUCUUCUCCUUUAACAGUUUUCGGACCGAUGUCAGUAGCUUAGAAACUGCGCACCUAUCCCCCCCCCUUCCCUAACCCAACAACAGUCAACCGAUUAUGUUGGGUCAGGGGAGGAGUGGGUGCGCAGUUGCUUAGAUACGGACGUUGACCCCAUUUUUCCACCGUUUCUUGGUACAUUAGUGGUAAGAAUCUCAUAACCUCUCAUCACAUUAGGAUCUAUGUGUAACACUUCCUAAGUUUUUUUAAACUUUUUGACCAUAGCUA